Messenger RNA from Rotaria sp. Silwood1, 630 nucleotides. Lineage: Eukaryota; Metazoa; Rotifera; Eurotatoria; Philodinida; Philodinidae. The record is from the annotation of a GenBank genome assembly.
AUGCUUGCUUGUCUACAUCCAGUAAUUGAAUUCUCUGUAUGUGUGGCUCCACGAUGGGAUUGCGCUUCAGAGUGUCGUAUCUGCCUCAUUUUUUCUGAUGGACAUCGUUGGGAAUGUGAACGGCAAUUUCCACAAUGGAACGAUAAAAAGUGGCACCAGUUGACUUACCAUUACAGGCAAUAUACUCGAUUUCCUACAUCGGUAACUGUACAAUUAUCUGGCAAAGAUAGACAGGGUUGGGCAGGAUACUAUGGUACGAAGUUUGCUCAGACUCGACUUCGAUUACUCUCUCAUACAGAUGAAGGCGAGACGACUAAUCAAGAAAAUGAAACAAUCAUGGAAGAAAAAAUCGAAGACGAACUUAGUCAAGCUCCACAAUCUGAAUCUAUGCCCGACAACUUACCUGUAGAUGAUGGUGAUGAUUUUGUUCGGCAAAGCACAUCACCAUCAUACUCGUCAUAUGGCAGCACCGAUCAACCUCAUCGUGUUGUACGUGCAUGGAACGGUCUUAGUAAUAACAUAGCAGCAUUAGAACAUUAUGAAAAAGCAUUUCGGGUAAACUUAACAUAUUUAUCACCAGAUCAUUGUAGUGUUGCUUACAUAUACGAUAAUAUUGAUGAUUAUUACUGA